This is a messenger RNA of Phytophthora infestans T30-4, 2924 nucleotides long. RefSeq lists its product as uncharacterized. Bases 1 to 2889 code for a protein of 962 amino acids. The transcript is spliced from 5 exons. Lineage: Eukaryota; Oomycota; Peronosporomycetes; Peronosporales; Peronosporaceae. The record is from RefSeq and is a predicted model, not a curated record.
AUGGUCGAGUCCGACGUGGCGCAGCGCUGGGGGUUCCUGGCCCCGUGGUGCCAAGUUCUGCAGCGUAAUGUGCACUACACCGUCUUCAAGUGCGAGGGGACGGGCAAGGAGAGCUGGGAGAGCAAGACGCGCGCCCUCCAUGUGACGCUGCCCAAGCGCACCGACUAUCUGCGUCCGCAACUGCAGCACGAGGGCACGUAUCAGCUCGAAUUGGUCGAAGUACGCGAAGCUCUGGCCGUUCUAGCGGCUGUGGCGCAUGUGGACCACUUUGCGUGGAAGUGGCUACUGGUGACUCAGUGUCAACUGAACUGGUGGAAACAAGGGGAAGAGAAUUUCCCAGAGCAUCUCCCUGCGCGUUUCGUGCUCAAGUUGGAGGACCAUUCGAAAGUAACUGCCGAUCUGGUCAAGCUCUGCGGUGUCAACCAGCGGGAGCAGCCCAGCGUCGAGUAUGUGGAGACAAUGAAGAGGGUCUCAGAGAUAGCGGGACACUUAAGUCCGGACAGUCCGGGAGUGGACGUGGAGGUGCCUAUUCGAGUGGCUUUCGGCCCUGGACAGGGGGACAAGAUAGUGGAAGGAUACCAGGAACAGCUGCUGAAGGGGUUGACGGGCGUGGCACGGGCGGAGAAGGCGAUUCGCCGCGAGUGGGAGCGCUUUCUCAAGUCGGAAGGCAGCAAGGAAGUCGCUCGAGGCUCCAUCAGAUGCACCUUUGCGCUCGAGCCAAUGAUUGCCGAUGUUCAAGUUGCUCAGAGCAUCGCCAAGACCGCUGGAACACUGGAGCGACUGUUGUUUAACAACGUCUGGUUCUCGCUUCUGUCCGUGCGAGCCAAGUGUGCUGAAGGAGACCAGUCGGACUCGCUCAUUGCGUUCCGUCAGAUGAUGAUCGCAGUGUUCGACGGAGCGCGACGUGGACCGGAGUUGUCGAACACAAAGUACCGGUCUCGUACCGGUUCAGUGAAGCCACUUCAACUGGGUUCGCUGGUGCUGCACAACGAUGUCGCGUUGGACCCUUUGGAGACGGAAGCCUUGUUCUCUGCCGCAGUACUGAACCAGACGACGCAGAAGUUGUCGGUGUGGGUGGAUCUCAUGAGUCACGACCAACCGAAGACCACGUUUUGGUGGAAAUGGCUGGCGUACGGAUGCUUCUCCAAGCGAGCACGGGCUCACUCUGCGCUGCAGUCGCUCGAUCUCGGCCACGUCGGUAGUAUCAGUGUGUCCGAUGUCGAGACUUUCUUGGCCAUCGUGGACUCGGAACACCCAGAGGAGCUCUUGUUCGACUGUCCUCGAGGCUCCAUGGAGGGUCGAGAAGCCACAUUAAAGGACGGCGCAAUGGUGCAGUACGACAUCACUGCCAACGCUCAGCCACGCAGUCUGACGUUCACAUCGUGCAGAUUCCUGUUACACACGUUCGGUGACGAUGGGGCCAGCGAGUGGGUCAACGCGAUCGUUCCAGGCUUUGGUCGGUGCCGUGUGCGUCGUAGCGACUUGGUGCUCAAGCCAGUGCGAUCUCCAGGCCACAAGCGUCCGGCUUUAACGUCGUUGACGCUGAGACUAAACGCGACCGCGAUUUCGAACGGACUGCCUCGCUUCUUGGCAGCCAUUGGACCGUCGCUUCAGUACCUGACGAUCAAAAACCCGGGGGAGACAGUGGACCCGAGUGUGGUCCUUCGAUGCUGCCCGAACCUGCGAGAGUUAACCUUGAACCGAGGACUGAUGGAUGUGCAGUUCAAGUUCAACGCCGGUGUUCCGUGUCAGCUGUUUUCUACGCUGCGUCUGGACUGGGACAAUGUGGCCGGACUCGCCACGACCUUGAGCAACACAAGUAACCCUCUGGUGAACGACUUCGAGCUCCAACUCGUGCGUCGCAGCUUGGAGACUCUUCUGGUCAUGCUCAAUGCCAACAAGUACCUCGAAUACCUGGAAGUUAGCGUGCCGUCCGAGCACCAGAACUACUUGGCUGGCUUCAUCCGACACCACCACGAAGUCAUCGGCCACAAACUCAACGUGGAACCUAAAAUUGCCUUGUUGAGUGUUGUUCCGAACCAGCUCAAGAAUUCGAACAAGAAACACUGCACGCCCUCCGGACCGCGACGUCUGAUGCGAGAUAUGGACCACGAAACGUUUGCCAAGAUCUUCGCGUUUGCAGCGGAACCUGUGACUCGUCGGCCGUGCCACGUGUCAGAAGCCAUCGCGCGAACGUUUCCGCGCGCUUUUCCCGCGAAGGUUAAUCGCCCGUCACUAGAAGAUCGCAACGCGACACUGACCCUUGGAAGUGCACUCCGCAAACAAUGUCUGACGAUGCAGCCCCUGCACGACGCCAUGGGCGAGACCAAGAAAUCAAGCGUCCAAGCGGAAAAAGAGUCGGGCACAGCGAGUGACAAGGCCGGAGAAAGCGUCGCGGAGACUUUGUCUCUGCCACCAAGCUAUGAAGGCAUUGUGGUGACCAGGACCAAGGCGUGGAUGUGCACGCCCAAGGCAUUCCCUACGACGCUAAGAGUUAAUUUCUACGAGCCACUCCACCAGCAGCGAUAUCGGGCAGAAAUAAAAAAUGUGUGGAAGGACAAGUUGCUAGCGUAUUUGGAGAUUUGGCAUUCAGAAAGUGGAGCCAAGGAGUCAUUCCCGAAAGAAAUAAUUAAGAGGUGGGUUAGCGAACCUGCGCAGCCCGACGGCUCAAGCUGCGGUCUUAAGAUUUUUGGAAUGAUAUACGCGUUCGUGCGUAACGCCCACAGGUUCAAGCGUCAUCGUAUCACGGAGGCGUACACACGAGUUAUGAGAUUGAGACUUGCGCGGCUACUGUUGUGCACAACAAAGAGGGCUACGCCUAGUGAAGAGAACAUCAAGAAAAUGCAGGAAACAGAUGAAGCAAUUAGCAAGGUUAUGUCAGCAAAAUGAGCAAGAACUCAACAGGCAGCAGUGAGAUCAUAAUC